AUGUCCGAGUCUACCUCAGGCUCAUACACUGACGCGGCCAGCAAUUUCGCAGACGACAUGUCUUAUCGUUCUGAUUCCGCUACACCUACACCUACCAUCCCACCCAUCAGUCGCCGUUCUUCAGCCGACGUCAGCAUGCACUCUUAUCAAACAUGCACGCCAAUGGAUACUUCUCCCAUGUUGGAGGCAGUCAUGGGCCCUCCUCCCCCAUCCCAUCCGCUCAAUACUCCUACUCCAUCCCAAUCCUUCUUCAACAUGUCACCUAUGCCGUCUUCAACCUAUAUACCCACUGCAACAAUUAAUCCCGCCAUGUUAAAUCCCUCUGCUGCACCUAUGCCUUCGACCUUUGACCUUAGGAACGACUUUCCACCCUUCUCAGGCUCAUUCAACCUUUCUACGGACAACUUUCUCCCUACCUAUGCCCCCCUUGGCACCCUUGCUUCUCGUGACCCCCACCUUAACUCAAAUCCCACGUUCAUGCCAGUGCAUAAUACUUCUAGUGCACUUAAUCCACCCACUAAUCUAUCAGUUUCAGAACUGAGGAAGGCGCAUGUUGAGUCGCAGAAGUCUGAGCAGGCCCACAGCUCAUCUCAUGCGGAGGCCCUGCUGCGUGAAACCAACCUACGCAAUCUUCUCUCAUUCAAAGACAAACAGCUCACCGACCUUCGCCAUCAACAAGCACAGUCCUCCCACGCACCCUCACAGGAUCUUCUUGAUCUGCAGUCGCGCCUGCAUGCCCUUGAGCAAGCAAAGCAGGAUGAUGCAGAGGCCGCAGACGUACAGUACCGGGAACUCAAGGAGAGAUACGACAGCGACCUAGAAGAGCUUCAGCGAGCUAUCAAUGUGGCGACUAACCAGCAAUCACAUGAGGCGUCCGUCAGCGAGCAACAUCUUCGAACUAUCGAAAGGCUCAAUCAACAAUUGCAGCGCGUCGAGGCUGAAGCAUCCGAAAGAUAUCAGGAGUUGGAAAAGAGAUUCAGCAGUGCAUCUCAACGGUGGAAGGUUGACGAAGAAAAGUGUCACGAGGAUCAUGAAGGAGUGGUGUCAAACCUGCACAAUCGCAUCAGGGAGCUGGAGAAUGCGUACACCAAGCUUGGAUCCGAUGCCCAAUCCCAGCGCCGCGCACUUGAAGAUCUACAUAGGGACCAAAUGGAGGCUGCGUCGCAACGUUGGGAGCAGGCGCAUAGGGAGGAUCAUGAGCGUGUUGUGGGGGAAUUGAACGAUCGAAUCCGAGAACUGGAGAAAGCUUAUGCCAAACUUGGAUCUGAUGCCCAAGACCAACGCCGCCAACUUGAAGAUCAGUGCCGCAAUCAGAGCUCAACAAGUGCUCUAGACAACUCUCACCGUCAGCAUAUUGAAGACCUAGAACACCGGCUAUUGAACCUACAGCAGCAACAUCUUCAUGAUUUGGAGGAGGCUAAACAGCGUUACGAUUCAUUGCAAGACUCAACCUCGCGGGACCGACACAUACUUGAAGAUGACUGGCAGAAGCGACUCACUGAUUUGGAGAAUGCCCGCCACCAGGACGCCCAGCACGAAGCAGAAGUAACUCAGGAGUUUCAAGCACAACUCAAAGUUCAACAGGAUGUCCUGGAAGACCUUCAAGCUCGUAUAUCCGCUAUGCAGGCUCAGCAUGAAAAGGACGGGCAAGAUGCUGAGACUCGCCUAAAUGAAGUACAGCAGGAACUCCAGGAGGCACGCCAGAACCUUGUAGACGCUGAGCGACAGAUUGCACAGUACCAGGAAUUGGAAACUGCUCGGCAUCAAACCCCCACAAGCACUGUGGAUAUGGCUCGGGCCCUUGAAACUGCAAUAUCAGACGCUCAGCGAGAUGCAGAAGUUAACUUCAAUGCUUGGAAGGCAGCCCAUGAGCAAGGGGUUCAGGCUGAACACAAUGCAUUGCGCGAGGAGCUGCGUGACCUCCGCACCCACUACCAGUCGCUUCAACAGACUACAGCUACAAAUGGUGUCAACACGAAUGGUACGAGCUCCCCCACAUCUGGGAGGAGACAUGGGAAGCAGCGUGAACGUGAAGUUCUGAACGUUCAUUCUUUUGCGAAUCGCCGCCUUUACCCACCAGUGGCAACAUCACGCAAUGGAAUGGGAUUCUCCUCGCCACGAGCGUUCAACAUACAGAUGCCAGUAUCUAAUAUUCGCUCCACUGCUGCUACGCAGUCCCUAGGCUUCAACUCAACCCGCAAUGCUUCGCCUGGUCCAAGCUCACGCCCUACCAUUGCAUCGUCCCCAUCUGGAACACCAGCAAUGCGUAUGCCCGCCAAUGGAACAAACCUGACUUCAGACACUGCUCGCCCUCGAACGGCUGCCCCCCCAUCAUUCACCCUUGCAGGCAGUCAUUCUGGAGCCAACACACCUCUUUCCUCCCACCAAUCGACACCAACACCCGGUUCGCGUCAAGCUACACCCUCUGGACCUAGUGGAGGGGCAACACCAACUACAGGUCGCCCACCCACCGCACCACAGCAGGGAACAGAGCCCCAACCGCUCAAUCUUGAAACUGCAAUGUCUGCACUGGAGAACAGGCUCAUGCAUGCCCUGGGAAAUAUGGUAACAGGUUUGGCAGAAAAUCUAACGCGAAGCAACAACACUCUACCGCCUAAAGCGUCAAGGGCAAGUGGAUACUCACAGACACAUGAACCAAAGACACGGGACCCAGGCAGGACUCGUAUGAUGAAUCUGGUUCGAAUCAAGAUGCGCAACAUGCUUCACAUAGAGCAAGACUCUGAGAUCACUAACGCCAUCGACCGACAUGAAGUUGCCGCAUCCGCAGAAGAGGUAGCGACUUGGGAAGAAGGGGACCACAACCCGCCACCUCUUCAUCCCCUCCGUCCUUUCUGGCGGCACCUCAAUCAUGAAUGGAACCAUGAACUUGCUAUCCAGUUUGCAGAGGAAUUCUGCCGUGAGGAGGGUGAAUUCGACGUAGAUGAAGUGAAGGACCACUUUGCGUCUCGGCUCAAAACCCUUCACAUCUACAUCUCGCGCAAUUCUACGUAUGCAGAUGGUGGAGAAGCCCUCCUUCAGGCUGCGCGUGGCCGUUCACGGCGUGCAAGUAGGCGAGGAACACUCUACGAUAAUCGUAUGAGGAUCAUUGAAAGCAACCUUCAAGCAGGUGAGAGCGCUGUCUGGAUGUUGCUCCACGACAUGGUCAGAGGCCUUGGGCUUCUUGGCAUGAGCUCAGACGAAAGCGACCCUGACGACAACACCUCCGUUUCGAUCAUCCAUAAGGACUGGCGUUCACCCGAGGUUAUCCGCCUUCUUCAAGUCAUCGACCGUCAUCGCCAAGUUGUGAAUUGCUAUGGGAAUGCUAGAGCUGGUGCUCCACCUCGGAGUAGGCGACGCCAUCUCGGCGGUCCAGUCAGCAAACACAAACCAGUUGCUGGUCUCCCGAGAAAUUGGUAUAACCCAAUCUGGUACAACUCACUUUCGCGAUCGCAACUUGCUGGCCUUGCCACUCUCGCAGAGGUCCCUUUACCGCUCAUCAAUGAGGACGACUAG
This is a messenger RNA of Pleurotus ostreatus (oyster mushroom), 3513 nucleotides long. RefSeq lists its product as uncharacterized. Gene Ontology annotation, cellular component: cytoplasm; cytoskeleton. NCBI's taxonomy places the organism in Eukaryota, Fungi, Basidiomycota, Agaricomycetes, Agaricales, Pleurotaceae. Gene Ontology annotation, biological process: actomyosin structure organization; peptidyl-threonine phosphorylation. The transcript has 8 exons. Gene Ontology annotation, molecular function: protein serine/threonine kinase activity. Bases 1 to 3513 code for a protein of 1170 amino acids. The record is from RefSeq and is a predicted model, not a curated record.